AUGACUACACCUAUUCAAAAUAUCCCCAAACUGCACCUCCUCUGCAUGGAAUCCAAAUUCAUAACGGCCUUCAACAAAGCCAUACAAACUCACUGGCCCUCCUACCAGCCAAACAAGCCCACCGAAUUCCCAUCUAUAGAAAUCCACAACAGCCGGCUAGCCGCCGUCCCCGCCAGCACAAAAUUCGACCUCGUCGUCUCCCCCGCAAACUCCUACGGCCGAUUAGACGGCGCAUUCGACGACGCUAUCUCGCGGGCCUUCUGCGAGCCGCAUCACCACUACGACACCCUCACGCAUGCGGUCCAGGAUGUGCUGUACGAGAAGUAUAGAGGGUUUCUGCCCCCAGGCGCGUGCGAGCUUGUGCGCUUUCCCGAGGAGUUAAUUGGUCAGAACCCGUGGGGGUGUAAGUGGGUAGCGAUCUGUCCGACGAUGAGGACGCCCGAUAAUGUGGUUUGGGAUCGGGAGAUUGUGUACCAGUGUGUCUGGACCUUGCUUUGUGCGAUUGAGGGGUGGAAUCGGAGGGCUGGGACGGAUGGUGGUGCCGGUAGUAGUCGGAUUGAGAAUAUACUUAUCACGCCGAUGGCGACGGGAUGUGGUGCUGUCAGUCCGGAUAGGUGGGCGGCGCAGCUGGUGCUGGCGAUGAGACAUUUUGUGGCUGCGCUUGAGAAGCCGGAGAGAUGGUCGAGAUUGGGCUGGGGAGAGAUUUAUGAUGAUACAGAUGAUGUUGAGAAGACUUGGAAAUACGCUUAG
This is a messenger RNA of Aspergillus versicolor CBS 583.65, 750 nucleotides long. RefSeq lists its product as uncharacterized. The transcript has a single exon. The coding region runs from base 1 to 750 and encodes 249 amino acids. The record is from RefSeq and is a predicted model, not a curated record. NCBI's taxonomy places the organism in Eukaryota, Fungi, Ascomycota, Eurotiomycetes, Eurotiales, Aspergillaceae.